AUGGAGUCCGCGACCCUGGGCCGCCGGCGCUGUCUGUGGCCGGUGCUGGCGGCGCUCGGGCUGUUGACGGCGGGCGUAUCAGCCUUGGAGGUACACACGCCAAAAGAAAUCUACGUGGCCAAUGGGACACGAGGGAAGCUGCCGUGCACGUUCAAGUCUGCGACCACCACCAGCAGGCUGACCACAGCCUCCUGGAGCUUCCAGCCGGAGGGAUCCCUCACCACCGUGUCGUUUUUCCACUACUCCGAAGGGCAAGUGUACAUCGGGGAUUACCCGCCACUCAAGGACAGGGUCACCUGGGCUGGAGACCUCCACAAGGAAGACGCAUCGAUCAACAUAGAAAAUAUGCAGUUUGUCCACAACGGCACCUACAUCUGUGAUGUCAAAAACCCUCCCGACAUCGUCGGCUACCCGGGGUACAUUCGCCUCUAUGUGGUAGACAAAGAGGUGUCGCCCAGGUUCCCGGUUUGGGCGGUGGUGGGGACAGUGACCGCUGUGGUUGUGGUUCUCACCCUCCUCGUCAGCAUGAUCCUGGCUGUCCUCUACAGCAGGAAAAGCUGGUAGCCGGGUUACACACAAGUCAGUCUGUGGUGUACGCGGACAUCCGGAAAAUGAAGAGAAGACCCAGACCAUAUCCUAAGCGAGAAACAAACUCAAACGGGACUCUUGUGCAGCAGUGUGGCCCACAGCACGUGUGGCCCGGGCACGGACAGGCACGGAGAGAUGUAAAGGAUACGUAUAAAUCUCCUAUUUAAUCUUCGGAUGGGAGGAGCAGUGGUGCAUGAUGAAAUGAUAGGAUUCUAAAAUAUGUAAAUUGUCUCGCUGUUUGUUUUUUUCUUUUUU
Messenger RNA from Eptesicus fuscus (big brown bat), 843 nucleotides. Its product is annotated as myelin protein zero-like protein 1. The record is from RefSeq and is a predicted model, not a curated record. The transcript has a single exon. NCBI's taxonomy places the organism in Eukaryota, Metazoa, Chordata, Mammalia, Chiroptera, Vespertilionidae. Gene Ontology annotation, cellular component: focal adhesion; membrane; cell surface. The coding region runs from base 1 to 564 and encodes 187 amino acids.